Halichondria panicea is the source of this 654-nucleotide messenger RNA. RefSeq names its product proline-rich transmembrane protein 1-like. The record is from RefSeq and is a predicted model, not a curated record. Gene Ontology annotation, cellular component: membrane. The transcript is spliced from 4 exons. NCBI's taxonomy places the organism in Eukaryota, Metazoa, Porifera, Demospongiae, Suberitida, Halichondriidae. The coding region runs from base 111 to 533 and encodes 140 amino acids.
AAGUGCACGUAGACUAUCAUAAUAUUUAUAAUAAUAGGGUCUCUACAUACGACUAUUACAUAAAGGUGCCAGCAGCCACAUAGAAGGGAAGAUAGAAAGUUCUGCUAAAGAUGUCUGGGAAGCAAGUUGAAUCAGUACCACUCACCUCAAAGCAAGAGGAGGCUGGAGGACCUCCUCAUGUCUAUUCACAGCAGCCUGUUGUCUACGCACAGCAGCCUGUCGUUUACGUAACCCAGGCCCAGCAGGCGCCCCCAGGUGGUGUUCCUCCAAAAGACUACUUUGUGAUGUCCAUACUGACUCUCUUGUUCUGUUUCUGGCCUCUUGGUAUCGUUGCUCUGAUCAAAUCCAUUGAGGUGAGAGGUGCCGUUGCCCGGGGAGACUACACUGCAGCUCAGACUGCCUCCAAGAGUGCUUAUCAGCUCAACAAAUUGGCUAUCAUCAUUGGAACAAUCAUACUUUUCUUUGUUCUGGUCCUUGUUGGCCUGAGUCAGCUCACGUGGAUUAUCCCAUUGGCCGUAAUAAGGCGCAAUUAGUGAAGGAGAUUGCAAAUCUAUCGUGGACUUCAACUUUUAUUUUUGUAUUUUUAGUAUUUCAUUGCUGUGAAUUAUAUAGCAUUACAAGUAUAUAUAUAUACAAGGAUUUAAUUAAUCACAA